AUGAUGGCCGGUGGUGGCGGAGCAGCCGUGGAUCAUAACGGGAUAUACUCUAAUCCCAACCUUCACAACCUUCAGCAGCCCCAUAUGGAGGCGGAUAACCCGGACUCCCGCAAACGACCGCUGGAAACUCCGGCUGAGGAGGCCGGGUGUACCAAGCGCACCAACACCGGAGUAGCCUUCAUAUACCCUUUGAACAAAUCUUUGGGAUUAGCUGCUUUACAAUAUGUGACCCUCUCCUGCUCUGUGUGUCUCUCUCCCCCAGAGGAGGGUGAGUACUUCCUGAAGGUGCUGAUCCCCAGCUAUGCAGCCGGCUCUAUAAUUGGCAAGGGCGGCCAGACCAUCGUACAACUGCAGAAAGAGACGGGCGCCACCAUCAAGCUGUCCAAAUCCAAAGACUUCUACCCAGGAACAACAGAACGUGUAUGUCUGAUACAGGGUACAGUCGAAGCUCUCAAUGGUGUCCACAACUUCAUUGCGGAGAAAGUCCGCGAAAUGCCCCAGAGCGCCCAGAAAACCGAACCAGUCAGCAUACUGCAACCACAGACCACUGUCAACCCUGACCGCGUCAAACAGGCUAAACUGAUAGUGCCCAAUAGCACAGCUGGGCUGAUCAUUGGCAAAGGUGGAGCUACAGUGAAGGCGGUGAUGGAGCAGUCAGGGGCUUGGGUGCAGCUCUCCCAGAAGCCGGAGGGCAUCAACCUUCAGGAGCGAGUGGUCACCAUCAGUGGCGAGCCUGAGCAGAACCGUAAGGCUGUGGAAAUCAUAGUGCAGAAGAUCCAGGAGGACCCUCAGAGCAGCAGCUGCCUCAACAUCAGCUAUUCCAACAUCUCCGGCCCAGUAGCCAACUCCAACCCCACCGGCUCCCCCUACGCUAACUCGGCCGAGGUGCUGCCCAACGCAGCCGCAGCAGCUGCUAGUGCCUCCAGCCUUCUGGGCCAGGCUGGCUUGACAGGAAUGGGCGCCUUCCCUGCCGCCAUGUCUAGUUUCUCUGGCAACGAUCUGCUAGCCAUCACCUCAGCCCUCAACACGCUGGCCAGCUACGGCUACAACACCAACACCCUGGGCCUCGGUCUCAACCCUGCAGCUGCUUCCGGAGUCCUCGCUGCGGUAGCGGCCAGUGCUAACCCGGCCGCCGCUGCUGCGGCUAACCUCCUGGCCUCCUACGCGAGCGAUGCUUCCAGCAGUGCCGGCCACCCCGCCGCAGGCCUUGGUGGGUUCUCCCUAGGUUCUCUCGCUGCUGCCACAGGGGCUUCCAAUGGUUACCUAAAUGCUUCAUCCCCACUGAUGGCCUCCUCCCUAUUGGCAACAGAGAAGCUGGCGGACGGGGCCAAGGACGUGGUUGAGAUUGCUGUGCCCGAGAAUCUGGUUGGUGCCAUUUUGGGGAAAGGAGGGAAAACACUGGUAGAGUACCAGGAGCUAACAGGAGCCCGCAUCCAGAUCUCCAAAAAGGGAGAGUUCAUCCCUGGUACUCGGAACCGUAAAGUUACCAUAACAGGGUCGCCAGCCGCCACGCAAGCAGCGCAGUAUCUGAUCAGCCAACGGAUCACUUACGAGCAAGGCGUGCGUGCUACCAACCCACAAAAGGUGGGCUAAAUGGAAAGAGAAGAGGAAAGAAAGAAAGGAUGAAGACAGAGAUAGAAGGGAAUCGAGAGGGUCACCGACGAAAAAAAGAAACGUCCAAAUAUCUGUUCAAUAUUUCAGUAUCAAAUGAGAGAAUCACAAAGGAGGAGGUGGGGGAGACAACCAAGAUAAGUGUGUGUGAUAUGUGAAUGUGUUUUUAGGACUGACGUCCUGAUGUUUUUUAAAAGUUUGUGUCGAGUCCUUUUGAUGACGGUGAUCAGAGUAAGCUGAACUGGUCCACUGCCAAGCUGCAGA
Myripristis murdjan (pinecone soldierfish) is the source of this 1875-nucleotide messenger RNA. Its product is annotated as RNA-binding protein Nova-1-like. Lineage: Eukaryota; Metazoa; Chordata; Actinopteri; Holocentriformes; Holocentridae. Bases 1 to 1593 code for a protein of 530 amino acids. The transcript has 6 exons. Gene Ontology annotation, molecular function: RNA binding. The record is from RefSeq and is a predicted model, not a curated record.